CAGUAGAGGAAGUAAAACAGGUUAUUAUUAACAGGAAGUGGUUUUUCACUUCCUGUUUGAAGGUCAAAACGUGAAGCAUCUUCAAAAGGAAAAAUGGCAGCGGGAGAGGCAACAGAGGACUACCCACAUGAAAUCGACGAACAGCUGACGACGUUCGAUUCCUCGGUGAACGCUGUGAAAACCAUGCUGGAGAAGCUGAUGUCCAUGUCCAGGAACGACCUGAUGAAGAAGCUGGAUCCUUUGGAGCAAGCGAAGCUGGAUCUGAUGUCUGUCUACACUCUUAAUUCAUUGUUCUGGAUGUAUCUGGUGACAAAGGGAAUAAACCCAAGAGAACAUGGAAUCAAGCAGGAGCUGGAGCGCAUAAGGACUUACAUGGACAGAGUCAGAGAGAUCACCGACAAGAAGAAAGCAGCGCGGCUAGACAAGGGAGCCGCUUCGCGUUUCUUGAGGAACGCCCUUUUUGAUCCCGAUGACAAAGAGUUGAAAAAGGCUGCGUCCAAGAAGCCAGCCGAUGCUCCCUCUGAAGUGCCACAGAGAAAACGCCCCAAACAGAGCUGAGCCUGAGGAAGAGCCGCUCGGUCUGCUGUCAUGGCGUGAUUGUCCUGAAGAUGGGGUGACGGAAGCAAAUGAUGAAACUGCUAAGAUGAAGUCAAGAGAAGGCAAAUAUUUGUCUCACUCUAGGGGAGUUUGUUUUAAUUCAACCCUCGGAUGUCGAUCUUCUAAUGUUCACUGGCUGUUUUAGAGAUUUGCAAAAUGCUAAUUUAUCUGCUCGGCUUGUCGAGUUGUGCUGCUGUUGAGACGUUCCUUCAGAUCUCUUUAAUUUGUUGUGAAUUCUAUGAAUGCAAUUCAGAUAUAUGUAUAUUUAUACAUAUAAAUAGUUGGUUGUUUUUAUUUGUUCAUUCUUUUUCCUGUAUUGGUUUAAAACUUUUUACCGUUCAUGUGACCUGAAGAGACGUAAGCUUUAAAAAGACAUUUGUCAUUGAGUUUUGGGUGCUUGUGUUAUGCUUUUUGCUUCACAUGUUUACUCAUUUCUGAAGUCUCCAAAUAAUACAAAAAAAUAAUAUCA
Molecule: messenger RNA, 1066 nt
Organism: Poeciliopsis prolifica (blackstripe livebearer)
Lineage: Eukaryota; Metazoa; Chordata; Actinopteri; Cyprinodontiformes; Poeciliidae
Gene: c1d
Product: C1D nuclear receptor corepressor
Exons: 5
Coding region: 94-558 (154 amino acids)
Biological process (GO): maturation of 5.8S rRNA; regulation of gene expression
Cellular component (GO): exosome (RNase complex); nucleolus
Molecular function (GO): RNA binding; DNA binding
Source: RefSeq, a predicted model, not a curated record